AUGCCGCGAAAAAAGGCUAAGAAAGCUGGAAAGAGACGAAAUCUUCCUAAAGCCGAAAAAUCUGAGAGUGAAAGCCUUGAGCUACUAUUGAGCAAGCUGGUAGUAAUGCGCAACACAGAGGAGGUAGCGACGGCUAAAGAACUGAGCAGUAAUGACGAAGAAAGGGAAACUCGGACAACAGCGGCGAGUAAGGAAGGCUCGGUUAUGGAAAUCGAAAAUGCUCGUACUCCAGUGAAGGCAUAG
Messenger RNA from Angiostrongylus costaricensis, 243 nucleotides. Lineage: Eukaryota; Metazoa; Nematoda; Chromadorea; Rhabditida; Metastrongylidae. The record is from the annotation of a GenBank genome assembly.